AUGGAUCCUGCCUCGUCUCUAGAGGGCUCUGUCGACGAUGAGCGUGCAGGCAAGCGUCUCAAAUCCAAUGGGUCGGUAGACUACAUGCGGUCUGUAGACCAAGUCAAUAGAGACUUGCCUAGUCAAACACCCAUGACCUCGGAAGUCGACCACCGUAGAAGUGGAGAUUUCUCGGAGUUUGCAUUCGACUUUGAACGGGAAAUGAAUGCGGCUCUUGGGCUGUCACCCACCGAACCCCGUCCACAACAGGCAUCGACCUUUGAGCCGCGUUUGAGCCCAAGUGCAACCAUUGCUCUCCAGUCCGAUGGCCCGCAGCACCAACCCGAAGAGGAGUUGAAGGAGGAUACUAGUCAUUGCGUGACUUGUGCCCCAACUGACGAUGAGCAGAGCGAGAAGAGCUUGCCAGGUCUUGCUAGCCAACCCCCUGCGCCUUCCACCGUGUCGGAUACGAAAGACGCAUCACUGCCGAGUAUCCCAGCUUCCGAGGCCAUCAUUCUGUCAAUCCGUCCAGUGUCUGAAGAAGAUGAAGCCCCUGUCUUACCACCAAAAGGACGCUUGUCGGUCGACCUCCCAACACAGGAUGUGGUUGCAAGAGAUAUCCUUCCGGAUGUUCCUCCAACGGAUGUUUCCCCUACAAAGGAAGAUGCACCAAGCCUUCCUCCGAAGGAUUUGCCCCCCAGGGACGAUCCUCCCAAGGGUCUUUUUUUGUCUCUGGAGUCAGAAUUUACCCCACGACAACCGUCUGUCUCCACGCUCGGAAUUGAUGAGCAUCAAGUCAGCCAUCCGCGAGAGGAAGAAGUUGGGACACCCCCCUCGCCAUUGCAGCAACCGGUGAACAGGGCCGAGGAUGAUAUGUCAGAACGGCAUGUGUACAACCAACCCAGCUCCAGAGCUCGGGUAUCCGAUAUCACUCUGCCAUCGCUCGACGAUGUUGCGCCAGGCUUUGGCUCAGCUUACCCACUACGACCCCCCAGUUCGGCAGAAAUCUUGGAGUCAAAGCGCAGGUCAAUCAGCGGUCUCCCUCCAUCAACCCCGGGUGUACAAAGCCCGCUCCGGAACGAAGUGAGAUACUCGCCAGGCACUCGAAGCAGCAUGUUGAGCUUUGGUAGCUUUGGUCGACAAAGCAAUAACAGCAAGGGCACGCGUCCAAAUACUCCGGCCAACGAGAUGUCGCAACACGCUGCAUCUGGUGAUUCCAAGAUGGACAAGUUGAAGAAUUUUGGAAGACGGCGUCGUGCGUCGGUGGGCAAUGCCCUCUCUGGAUUCCAAGAGGGAUUCUCGAAAGAAGUCCAGAGCCUUCAAACACGGAGCACUCAGAAUGAACCGCAGCAGAAGGACGGUGGCCAGAAGAAGCGGGGAUUUAGCAGAAUUAGCAGCAAGACCCCCGAUAUGAGUCACGGUAGACCGGCUCAGGCGAAAGCCCAGCCAGCAGCUCCUAUGGGGUAUCAAGCUCAAGACUCAUUCAGGCACAACGGCCACUCUACACUCGACCCAGUUAGCAAGGACCUCCCGCCUCCGCCGGUCUCCAGGUCCUCAUUCUCCUCUGUCGAAUCGCCCUCUCAAACUCGCGACCCUCGUCAGCGGGCAAGCAUGCCCCUUCCGCCUGUCGUUGCGACUACUUCUAUGUUAACUGGACGGUUCUAUUCAUCGAUGCAAUCCGGGGAAUCCUCUGCACCUCCCCAGCAUACUCGCACGAAGAGUCAACCGAUGCUGUCCCCACCACCAUUGUCACCCAUCGGGGGAUCUGAUUCUGGGAACAGCGGUAUAUCCCCUCCACUGUCCGAUGUGAGCCAGGUAGAAGAACGAACUCCGUCCCAAGAACGCGCUGAGGAAGACUUUCACCCACCUGUACCACCCAAGUCGCCUGAAAUCCAGCCCAAGCUCGAGCCAAGUCCCGAUCUAUCGAUCGACGUCUCAAACGUCUCCGUCAUGUCGACACAUCCGCACCGUGGUGAUGCGCGGUUGGUCAAUGACACCCCCGAGCCUGUCGAGCUCGCAGUCACACGUGAUGACUCCAGCGAGGAGAUCAUCAUGUCUCCCACGUCUUACCCAGGACAAGAAUGGACGCCGAUGAAUUAUUACUAG
Messenger RNA from Penicillium cataractarum, 2085 nucleotides. RefSeq lists its product as uncharacterized. The record is from RefSeq and is a predicted model, not a curated record. NCBI's taxonomy places the organism in Eukaryota, Fungi, Ascomycota, Eurotiomycetes, Eurotiales, Aspergillaceae. The transcript has 2 exons. The coding region runs from base 1 to 2085 and encodes 694 amino acids.